Uncinocarpus reesii 1704 is the source of this 1467-nucleotide messenger RNA. RefSeq lists its product as uncharacterized. NCBI's taxonomy places the organism in Eukaryota, Fungi, Ascomycota, Eurotiomycetes, Onygenales, Onygenaceae. Gene Ontology annotation, molecular function: glutamine synthetase activity. Bases 1 to 1467 code for a protein of 488 amino acids. The record is from RefSeq and is a predicted model, not a curated record. The transcript is spliced from 5 exons.
AUGUUGGGAGACAGUGACCCCAAGGAGGUCACGCUUGAUAACCUCGAGGCGACACUCAAGUACGAUACCCAGGUCAAGCUCGCUGGAAUCGACGCCGACGGGAUCCUCCGCGGGAAACUGGUCUCCAAGAAGAAAUUCGUCUCGAUCGCAAAAGAUGGCUUUGGGUUCUGCUCUGUUAUCUUUGGGUGGGAUAUGCACGAUCAGACAUACUUCAAGGAGCUCGCCAUUAGCAAUAAAGAAAAUGGGUAUAGAGAUAUGGUCGCCAUCCCAGAUUUAAAGAGCUUCAGGAGAAUACCUUGGGAGAGCAAUGUGCCCUUUUUCCUUGUCGACUUUUAUGACCCAGACACUCAUGCCCCAAUUUCUGCCUGUCCGCGCGGGCUCAUGAAAACUGCUUGUGCUGGCAUGGAAAAGCUGGGAUACAAGGCUAUGGCAGGAGCGGAAUAUGAAUUUUACCAGUUUCGCGUCCCGUCGAAUGCAGAUGAGGGAGAACGAAACUCCUCUGGGACAGCUAGAUUUCUCAAAACAAACCCAGUCGCUGAUCUGCCGCCGUUGACGGAAGGGAUGUUCGGGUAUAGUUUGACGAGGCCGGUUCAUAACCAAGAAUAUUAUUAUAGGAUAUUCAAUACAUGCCAAACGUUCAAAUGCGACAUUGAAAGCUGGCAUACGGAGAGUGGACCGGGAGUAUUUGAAGCGGCCCUAGAGUUUGGUGAAAUCAAGGAGAUAGCGGACAGAGCUGGUUUGUUCAAAUACGUCGUCAAGGCCCUUGGUAGCAAGUAUGGUAUCACGCCUGCUUUCAUGGCUAAGCCCGUUCAUGGCCUUCCCGGAAACAGCGGCCAUAUGCAUGUCUCUAUCGUGUCCAAAGACGGGAAAAACCUCUUCUUCCGCGAACAGCCCGAUCCCUCACCGCCUUAUCCCGAUGUCGCAAACCUCUCCGACCUUGGAAGAUAUUUUUUGGCGGGUGUCCUUGCCGGUCUCCCUGAUAUAAUGCCUAUCCUUGCCCCGACGAUAAACUCCUAUAAACGACUCGUGGAGAACUUCUGGGCACCUGUCACAGUUUCUUGGGGGUUGGAACAUCGUGCUGCAUCCAUAAGACUGAUAACGCCUCCGACAUGCAGUCCAAAGGGCUCGCGACUUGAAAUUCGUGUUCCCGGUGCCGAUACAAACGCCCAUUACGUCCUUGCGGCGAUUCUUGCGCUUGGAUGGCGAGGCGUAGAGAAGAAACUAGACAUUCCCGUCCCGCCGCUGCCGCGCGGCGAGGAUGUUGGUGGACAAAGUGACAAUGGAGAACGACUCGCCAAAUCUUUGAAAGAAGCCGUUAUGAGGUUCAUGGCGAAAGAUAGCAUUGCAAGGGAGGUGUUUGGCGACGAGUUUGUUGACCAUUUUGGUGGGACGCGAGAGCAUGAGGUCAAGCUCUGGGAGGAAGCGGUUACUGACUGGGAGGUGAAACGAUACAUUGAAACCGUAUGA